This is a messenger RNA of Physcomitrium patens, 1774 nucleotides long. RefSeq lists its product as uncharacterized. The record is from RefSeq and is a predicted model, not a curated record. NCBI's taxonomy places the organism in Eukaryota, Viridiplantae, Streptophyta, Bryopsida, Funariales, Funariaceae.
UCUGUCCCAUGCAAUCCAUGCAGAUCACGUCGCGACAUCGCUUCGCUUCUUCCAUCAGAUGGCCGGCCUGGUGCAUUCUAUACUACCGACCAUCGCCAUCGAUACCCCUGCUUCGCGAGGUGACUGUAAGUAGUCCUGCUGCUACUGCAUUCCUCGCUGCAGCGAAUGGAUUGCUUUCAAAAUUUGUGUGAAUUCUGAUGUGCCAAGGAUUUGGUGUUGCGGUAUUACCAGUCGGAGAUCAGUGACAUGGGCGUAGAACUGGAUCCAUAUCCUUCGUCCUACUCAAUGCGUUGGUGUACGGACCGUGGAUGACGAGGGUUUGGUCGGUAAGUCAGGCUGUGUUUGCUGAUCCGUCAAUGGGAAACGACAUGAGGUUUUCUAAAUCCCUUGUCAGGAUUUGCUGAGAUCUGAAAUUUAAAGAUUCCAUUGAAAACAAAAGAUUGUAGCGGCAGCAGGAUACGUCCGAUAUGUGUUUGGGAUGCGCUUCAUGCAGUGCGGAAAACUUGCAUUUCUGCUCAAGGGUAACACAACAUCUGAUUUUGAUUUUACGCAAUUGACGUUGGAGUAAUCGCAUCUAAAUUUGGUUAUGAUGGUUGCGACCAAAUCGGCGUCCCCUUCCCGGGCGAUGAACUCGAAUCGAUCAGCGAAGAGUUUAAAUAGUAGCGGCGCAGCAGACUCCAAAGCAAUAUCAAGAGCCGCAUCAGCUGCAUUCGCUGCUCCUCACGAAUUAGAUCUGCGAAAACCUAAUCAAUCCAACCGGGAAGGGCGUGAGAAGGAUCUUUCCGAUCCAGGCUGUUUGUCAAAAUUCAAAAACUACCAGUUUCGACACGGCGCAUACCCGGGAUACCUAGAUUGCUCUAAACACCCCCUAUGGCUCGAUAGCGCCUUGUCAGAGCAUACACGGAGGCAGGAGUCCCCUGUCAGAGUCAAGUAUGGCAAAUAUGGGAGGACAAAUUUCAAACCCAACGAACGAGUCUGUGGAGACCUCCAAUAUGCCCGCAACCCUACUGCCAAGAAAGCUCACGAAUUCAUCUGGUACAACCUCAAGGACCCUGAUGUAUUUGGACUAAAGCCACCAAGGCGGUGGGAUCCCGCAGGAGUCAAGAAACUCCCACCAAAACCUUUUUACAACAGAGAGGAUGGUCAUCUAUUGCUUAAUAACACUUGCACCAUUGUCAAUCUAUGCUUGAUACCCGAAAUUCGAAGGCUUCAAUGCCAUUUCCUCCCAAAACUUCCAAAGAUACGUUCUGAAAGAAAUUUCGCUACACCUAUUAAAAAGAUCCGCAGACAGGACACAGGUUGGCGAUGGACACAAACUUGGAAACGGCAGUUGAUUCCCUGGUAUACCAGUCAGGGCCCUGACGUGCCUGAGGUCGCUAAGUUGAAGGCACAGGAGCGGUUGGAUCUGGACUGGCAACAUUCACGGCAUCAUUAUAAGAAGAAUCGAGAAACCAUAGAGAAAUUACGAGCCUUUCACAGGAGCGUGAAGGAGAUUGUGAAGCCUACAAUUAAGCCGAUUGAUUAUCAUGUUCCGGUCGGGAGAGAUAAUUUGAAGGGGGUGCGGAUGGUGGAGGACCUAUUUGAAGAUCGUAUUUUAUCGUUUUGGGUGGAUCCACCAGUGGACAUUCUUGAGAUCUUAAAAGCUGAAGAAGAAGCAAGGAAGUUGUUGGAAGAAGAGCAGAAGAGAAAGGAUCCAACGCCCCCACCUCCGCCUUCUCUUUGUGAUGCAUGUCCUUACUAUGGAGAAGAUUUCUGUUACGAAAGUCCACCGUGA